Rana temporaria (common frog) is the source of this 1268-nucleotide messenger RNA. Its product is annotated as alpha-1-antiproteinase-like. Bases 120 to 1142 code for a protein of 340 amino acids. The record is from RefSeq and is a predicted model, not a curated record. Lineage: Eukaryota; Metazoa; Chordata; Amphibia; Anura; Ranidae. Gene Ontology annotation, molecular function: serine-type endopeptidase inhibitor activity. Gene Ontology annotation, biological process: negative regulation of endopeptidase activity. The transcript has 6 exons.
GGGAACGCCUUCUGUUGAAUAAUAAAAGGAAUGAUUUCUGACACUGGCUGUACAGAAGAGAAGGAUCUAUCCCUGCGGAGAGCUAUUUUGCAGGUGCAGAUUGUCUAUACUGAGAAGACAUGAAGUUCCUCCUAAUCUUGCUUUUGCUCAUCCCGGUCAUAACUAAGAAAGACCAAGUCCUAAGUGCAGCAAUAAUAGGAAAUACGGACAUUCAGGAAGGUUUGAGCCCAACCAACGCAGAGGCCAAGAACAAGGAGGCCCACCGGCUGUUUUGCAUUCUUCUCCCGGGGUGGAAUGAACCAAAUGGCGACCUUCAUCCCCCAAAUGGUAAUGUCAUCUUUCUAGACAACUCGCUGACCUUGCCGAAGAACUUUCAAGAUGAUGUACAAAAUAACGGCAAUGCCAAAAUUUUGGAGGUCGACUUCCGUCACCCAAAAGAGGCCGAAAAAGAAAUAAAUGAUUAUGUGAAGAGUAAGACUGAAGGCAAAACUGGGGAUGUUGUCAAAGAUCUUUCCAAAGACACAAAGAUGGUUCUGAUCAACUAUUCUCUAAUAAAGGGGAAAUGGCGGGUGACUUUUCAUACAGAUAAUGCAAAAUUUGGUAAGUUCUUUGAUGAUGAGAAGACAACGGUGGAUGUUCCAAUGAUGAAUCUCACGGGUCUCUUCAACACUUACCAUGCCACGGAUCUCCCUUGUACCGUGGCGGAGCUUCCAUACAAUGAUGACGAAUCCAUGAUUAUCGCCAUGGCCGAGCCGAGCAAGAUCAAUGAGGUAGAGCGAGGAUUGUCCGCUGAGACCGUACAACGGCCUAUCUAUUGGUUCGUUAAUCUUACUUUUAUAUUCUUGGGGAAACCUUUACUAAGCCUUGGCACCAGAACCGCCUCUACCGACGACGCUGAAUUCUCACGGAUUGGUAACGACGUCAACCAUAAAGAGGGGAAAGCUCUUAUGAGAAUCAUAAUAAAAGAAGAGGGGACAUCGGUUACUGGGUCCAUUGUAUUGGAGGCCACGCCUACUCAGGAGGUGCUUUUACUACAAACGGAUAUAAAUGAUGAUAUAGUGAUGACAGAAGACCUUACACCGGGAGUAUUUACUUCAGUAAAGGAUUUUUUAAAAUGGGUUAGACAGCUACAAAAUGACUAAAAAAGCAACAACAUUCUUUCCAUGGGAACUCACAAAUCCUGCGCCGGAAUAAACCCGACCGUUUCCAUGGAAAACACCAAUGUAACCUUCAAUGGCUUCAAUAAAACUUGAUAUAUAAAAGCUGAA